CGCGUCUUUAACCUCGCGGUGUCCAAGUCAACUUUUGGAAUUUGGUUCUCAGGGAUGGCUGCAUCGGUUCUGGAGGUACGAAACGUCAAACUAACAAGAAACUGCAUGGUAACUUUUUAACAGCGGGUUCAGGAGGAAUCACGUUAUGGCUCGAGUCCUUUGGCAAUGCUGACCGCCACUUGCAACAAAUUUGGCAGCAACAGUCCCGUUCGUGACACAGCCACACCUGGAAAAGCCGGAAGUGCAGCAUCACUAAAGAAACCUUACAGCAUGACUUCUGAUCUGCAGACCCCUAAAAAUGGCCGGGGCAGUGAAGGCCUAGUAGACUCUUAUAGCAGCUCAUUUAGUGCAGGUGGAGGCCUGCUUACCCCUACUGGCAGCCCCCCUCCACCCACAGGAGCAUACACUUCUGACUACAAUCCUUUCUCCUCUUUCCAAACCUCCUCAGCUUCUCAGGAUCCUUCACUGUUAGUGACCAAAGCACAUGCCACAGCUGACUGCCUGACCAGUGUCUACACCUCACUUGACAUGACGCAUCCUUAUGGCUCUUGGUACAAGGCAGGAAUUCAUCCUGGCAUCACAGCUGCACCUGCUAAUGCUACAUCCUCCUGGUGGGAUGUCCACCCCAGCUCCAACUGGCUGAGUCCUGGCCAAACCCAGUCAGAUGGCCUUCAAGCUCCUCUUCAGCCUGUGGCUCCUCAGGCUUCCCUUAGUCCCCCUAUGUCCAGCUAUAGCUCUGACUUCACUUCCCUUAAUCCAGCACCAUAUCCUUCUGUGGGUCUCAGCUCCUCCUCACACCUCCUACAGUCCUCUCAACACAUGCUUCCCCAGGACAUGUACAAGCCCAAGCCAGUAGCCAGUGGCAGCCUCAUUGAGAGCCCCAUGGGCCUAAAGCCAACUCGGGGUUCUGGAGCAUAUACUGGUAGUUCAGCUACCAGCAGGUCCUCCUGUGACUGCCCCAACUGCCAAGAGCUGGAACGUUUAGGUGCAUCCGCUGCCUCACUGCGUAAAAAACCUGUACAUAGCUGCCACAUUCCAGGUUGCGGAAAAGUUUAUGGUAAGGCUUCGCACCUCAAGGCCCACCUGCGUUGGCACACAGGUGAACGACCCUUUGUGUGUAACUGGCUCUUCUGUGGAAAGCGCUUCACACGAUCCGAUGAGCUAGAGCGCCAUGUGCGCACACACACUCGUGAGAAAAAGUUCACAUGUAUGCUGUGCAACAAGCGGUUUACACGCAGCGACCACCUCAGUAAGCACCAGAAGACCCACUCUGAGUCUAGCCUGCAGGGCAAAACUGGAAGUGGAGAGAAUGAGUCAGAACCCAGGGGCCGAGAUGAAUCUGUUGACCCAAGUGAUGGGGCUGCAGUUGGUCCAGGAAAUGGCAUUCAGGAGCACACAACUAAUGGAGACGAGAAGAACACCACAGGAAACCCAGUAGAGAACAGUAGCGGACUCCUAGAGAUCUAACCAUUAUAUCCAGGGAAAAGAUCUUCAGAUUAAGCUGCUGUUCUAAUUGGUGCUAAUCAAUAUAUAGAAUUAAUAAGGCUUUUAAUGACAAUAUUCUUCAAAUACAUUUUAUUGCCCCUAAAGGGUAAGAGUGCACCACUAUCACAGUUAUUCUCCUGUGGAACAUGAAGGAACAGUAUGUGAAAUCGAGAAAAUGUGGGACAUUAACAUGAACAUUUGAUUGAUAUGCAAACCUAGUCAGGCCUAUGUCAUGCCAAAGCUUUUUUAUGAUUCUGGAUUUUUCUUUUUGGUUCGCUGUUGUUGUUAUUGUUCUUUCAAGAUCUUUGUUUAUGUUAAUCUUUGUUCUUUCUGAUCACUAUCUUAAAUGUUGUUGUAGGAGUUAUUAUAAAACAUUAUGAGAUGCGUUUUUUUAACUAUUGUUUUGUCAGUGACCAGUGGUGUGUUCAGGUUUCCGGACUUUACCAUUAGUUCCUUCAUGCAGUGUUUAUGAGGAAAAGUUAUUAUUUUUUUUGUUUGUUUAUUUAAUCACAAUCAUUUCUAAAGUUAAUAAUAAUUGUUUGAGAACCCCCUAGCAGAUCAGUCUCAUGAUUCUGUGUAGGCUGCAAAAAGGGACCACAGUGUACAGUUUGACUAUUUUCUUCAAGUUCCAUUUGAAUGCUGUUUUUGUCUUAUUUAAUUUCCUAUUUACAAGUUUAUUUAUGCCUUAAAUUAUGAACAAUAACAAUCAUACAUUUUGCUGGCAUUAAAAACAAAAAAUGCAAAACACUAAAUGAAAGCAAAGCCAGUCAUGAAUAAAUAAAGAUUUUGCAUUUUAUGUGAUUAUUUAUUUAUUUUUUCACUGUUGAUCUUCAGGUACUGAUGGCUGUUGUAUGACUUCUGUUUGUGGAAUAUUAAAAGCUAAAAUGUAAGGAUUAGAGUGGAUUUAUCUGAAGUGUCAUUUUUAAUUGUAAUUUUAAUAAUUUUUGCCAGGAUGUAAAUAUGAAACUCAAGUUAUUGAUUCCCAGCUAACUGUAUGUCUUUAUAAUUAAAUUAAGUGAAAGUC
Molecule: messenger RNA, 2509 nt
Organism: Silurus meridionalis
Lineage: Eukaryota; Metazoa; Chordata; Actinopteri; Siluriformes; Siluridae
Gene: sp7
Product: Sp7 transcription factor
Exons: 2
Coding region: 166-1467 (433 amino acids)
Biological process (GO): regulation of transcription by RNA polymerase II
Molecular function (GO): RNA polymerase II cis-regulatory region sequence-specific DNA binding; DNA-binding transcription factor activity, RNA polymerase II-specific
Source: RefSeq, a predicted model, not a curated record